Dendronephthya gigantea is the source of this 725-nucleotide messenger RNA. Its product is annotated as 60S ribosomal protein L10-like. The transcript has 5 exons. Lineage: Eukaryota; Metazoa; Cnidaria; Anthozoa; Malacalcyonacea; Nephtheidae. Gene Ontology annotation, cellular component: ribosome; cytosolic large ribosomal subunit. Gene Ontology annotation, biological process: ribosomal large subunit assembly; translation. The coding region runs from base 35 to 682 and encodes 215 amino acids. The record is from RefSeq and is a predicted model, not a curated record. Gene Ontology annotation, molecular function: structural constituent of ribosome.
UUUCUCUUUGGUUUUUCAUUAGAAGGACAGCACAAUGGGUCGCCGUCCAGCUAGAUGUUACCGGUACUGUAAGAACAAGCCAUAUCCGAAAUCUCGGUUCUGUCGAGGUGUCCCUGAUCCGAAAAUCCGAAUCUAUGACCUUGGUCGUAAGAAAGCCAAUGUUGAUGAUUUUCCUCUGUGUAUUCACAUGGUCUCAGAUGAGUAUGAACAACUCUCGGGAGAGGCUUUGGAAGCCGCUCGUAUCUGUGCAAACAAAUACAUGGUGAAGAAUGUUGGCAAGGAUUCAUUUCAUAUCAGAAUUCGACUCCAUCCAUUCCAUGUGCUGCGAAUCAACAAAAUGUUGUCGUGCGCGGGAGCUGAUAGGCUCCAGACUGGUAUGAGAGGUGCUUUUGGCAAGCCUCUGGGAACUGUUGCUCGUGUCAAUAUUGGUCAAACUAUUUUGUCAAUUCGAUCAAAGCCCCAACACAAAGCAGCGUGUAUUGAAGCAUUCAGACGGGCUAAAAUGAAGUUCCCUGGUCGUCAAAAAAUAUUUGUGUCAAAGAAAUGGGGUUUCACGAAAUUUGAUAAAGAAGUGUACGAGAAAGGUCGUGCGGAUGGUUCAAUCAUUCCUGCUGGUGUUCAUGCUCAGUAUCAUCCAAGCCAUGGCCCUCUCGCAGCCUGGAAAAAAAGAGUCGCUGCAUGAUUGUCAUCUUUCUUGAAUGCAAAAUAAAAUAUUUGAAAUCUGA